Messenger RNA from Lytechinus variegatus (green sea urchin), 1148 nucleotides. Its product is annotated as regulator of G-protein signaling 3-like. The transcript is spliced from 3 exons. Lineage: Eukaryota; Metazoa; Echinodermata; Echinoidea; Temnopleuroida; Toxopneustidae. The record is from RefSeq and is a predicted model, not a curated record. The coding region runs from base 45 to 794 and encodes 249 amino acids.
UAAAGGAUACAUACAUACCAAGUGAUGAUUAAUUUUGGACCAACAUGGCAGAAGCACCGCUGUUUAUUGCAACCAAGCCUCCACCGUCACCCCAACCAUCACCAAAACUCUCCCCGUCUCUUCCCCCAACUCCGUCACCAAAACUCUCCCCGUCUCUUCCCCCAACUCCGUCACCCUCCCCUCCUCCAACAGCUCAACAGCACCCUCCUGUCUCCCCCACCCCAUCGUCAGCCUCCUCGGGGUCCUCCCGCUCUCCUAGAGGUCUCCUGCGCCGCCUUUUCACCGUGAUUGGCUCGGAGGCACGCAAUGGUGCCAACAGACCCCGCAGCAAGUCGUCCGGCAUCACGGCGCACGAGUAUGGGAUGUACCGCGAUGGGGAAGGGGUGCUGCGCCCAAGGGCAGCUUCCACCCCUGACCCAUUUGGGGGUGGGGUGCCCUCGAUUCAGGUGAUGGAUGAGAUACUCUUGGAGGAGGAUGGGGGCGGGGUAAUGGAGUUUGAGAGGAUGAUAGAGGGGAGUGAAUGUGGAAGCAGUGCUGAUUGUAGUAGCAUACAUUCCUCUCAACACUCUCCUGAUGUGAACGACGAGGGCAAGAGGAAGAAGAGGAAAUGGUUGGAUAUCUCUUCUGGUGCAAUACCAAAAUCUUUCAAGGCACUCCCUGGCAGAUUAAAGACAGCCAAACAAAGAGCUGGUAAGUUUGAUGGGAAAGUCUGCCAAAAGAAAUGCAUGCAUGCGAUGGAAUACGUGAUUGUUUUUAAAGUAUAUCUUAAUAAAAUCAAGAAGUUCCCCUUGUAGAACCAUAGGCCAUGUAUUUUUGUUAUGAACAGAGCCAUUUUUUUCUCAGUUGUAUUCUGUGUCAUGUAAAAUCAGUGUUUACAAUUUUGUUUUGAUGUUGAGAUACUCUCUCAUUGGAGUCUAUUUACUUAUUUACAUAAAAACAUACCAAAAUGUUCCUUUGUCAUCAUACUUAGUAUCAUGAUAACAGGGCUCAGGAGCCUAAAAGCAAAGUUGCCAAGAUAAAUGAUGAAGUUAAAAGAGAUAUAUGGAGAUGGGGGUGAGGUGAAGAGAGGCAGACAGGUAGAUGAUUUGAAAAGGGAAGUGGAGAAGAAGGAAAGAGUUGAUCACUUUUUGAAAAUGGGACUGGUAGAU